AUGACACUCGAAACUCCCAGAGCGGACCUGAUGGCCUCGCUCGAGAAGCACAAUGCGAGCUUCACUACCCUGCUCAGCUUGAUUCCCGCCCAGUACUACAUUCAGCCCACACAGGAAGAGGCGGACUCAAAGUGGAUGAAGAAUAAGAAGCGGAAAACUGGAGAGGAGCUCAAAGAGCACAAACGUAUCACCAAGGCGUCCAAGCUCGACCCCGAGAAUAACAAGACUACGGUCGACAUCCUCUUUCCUUCCGGUCCCUCGACAUCCGCCGCGCCCGCCUCAGAGCCCACCCCGGACGGCCCACACCCAGGAUUCGCCCGCCCCCUGCCUCCACCCGCGAGCAUUUCCACCCUCCGCACCAAGCUUGCCAACAAGCUCGCUGCGUUCCGCUCACACCGUGCCCCAUAUCCCGGAGAGGAUCAGGCCAUGUCUGCCACAGGGAGCAAUGGGGCCGCGUUGGGCGUCAAGGGGGGUGCGAAGGCGGAUGCGGGCGAGGCCGGGCCAAGUAGCCGGGAUGCGCUCGAGGAGGAGAGCCGGAGACGAAGGGGUGAGAUGAGAGAUAACAGGCGGAGAGAUAGGAAGGAGACGCGGAGGAAAGAAGAGAGCGGGCAGAAGAAGGGAGAGGCCAAGGGGAAGGGGAAGGCGGUACCCAAGGAAGAGCGGAGUGUGCCUACUGCCAAGACGCAACUGCUUGUGCCCGACCGCCCAUCCGACUCCCUCUCCUACCCCGCCCUCGCCCUUCCUUCCGGAUCCAAACCCACCGCCGACCGCCCGUCCACUACCUUCAAACCCCUCUCGAACCCCGCUCAAGCGCUCGCGCAGCUCCAAAAGCACAACCGCCACAUGGAAGGGAUGGACGAUGGGAAGCGCGCGGAGGCGGUGGAGAGCGAGCGAUGGGCCAAGGCGCUUCAUCGCGCCGAGGGGGGUAAAGUGGCGGAUGAUGAAAAGGUGCUCAAGAAGGCGGUAAAGAGGUUGGAGAAGACCAAGGGGAAGUCUGGGAAGGAAUGGGCGGAACGUAAGCGUGAAAUCACCAAUACUCAGAGUAUAGCCAUCAAGAAGCGGAACGACAAUAUCGCGUCCAAGCUGCAAGCGAGGAAGGACAAGAAGAUGGGCGUCAAGAAGAAGGAUGCGCCAAAGGGUGGCAAGAAGGGUACGGGGGGAUACAAGGGGAAGAACAGGGACGAUAAUCGGGAUGCGGGACCGAGUGCUAGUGCAGGAAAGGGAGGGAAGGGAGGGAAGGGACGACCGGGGUUCGAGGGGAAGGGGAAGGGGAAGAAGUAG
This is a messenger RNA of Dioszegia hungarica, 1281 nucleotides long. RefSeq names its product establishment of cell polarity protein. Gene Ontology annotation, molecular function: DNA binding; RNA binding. Gene Ontology annotation, biological process: ribosomal large subunit biogenesis; ribosomal small subunit biogenesis. The transcript is spliced from 5 exons. NCBI's taxonomy places the organism in Eukaryota, Fungi, Basidiomycota, Tremellomycetes, Tremellales, Bulleribasidiaceae. The record is from RefSeq and is a predicted model, not a curated record. Gene Ontology annotation, cellular component: nucleolus. The coding region runs from base 1 to 1281 and encodes 426 amino acids.